GAGACCUCUAGUCAGAGGAAUCAUACAAGUAGUGAGGAUAUCAUAAUAUAUAUUUAGGCACAGUUCGGUUAAACAUUAUAUCAUCAUCUUUCUCAUCACAGCAAUCGCUCACCGAUGAGCUCUAUUAUGCCUUCACUAAUGUUAUUCACCCUCUUUGUCUUGGGGAUAUUCCAGCGAGCUAGUUCCGCAAGCUCAACCUGCAUCAAGACAGAGAGGGAAGCUCUCCUGAGAUUCAAGCAAGGUCUGGUUGAUUACUCAAACUGCCUUUCAUCCUGGACCGAAGAAGACUGUUGCUCAUGGGAGGGAGUCAGGUGCAGCGAGAGGUCAGGACAUGUCAUCAAGCUUGACCUCACAAAUCCAUGUGUUACACCCGUGCCUCUUGAAGGUGACUACAGAAGAAAGAUGGUGCGCGGGAACUGCACUUUGACAGGUCAGGUACACCCCUCUCUCAUCGAGCUGAAGCACUUGAGGUACCUAGACUUAAGUUGGAACAAUUUCUCAAACUCGCGGAUUCCGGCUUUCCUUGGUUCCCUUUCAAACUUGGUGUAUCUGGACCUCUCUAACGCAUGUUUCGCUGGGAAAGUCCCCCUUCAAUUGGGAAACCUCUCCAAUCUGCAAUAUCUUGGCCUCAUGACCAACUACCGGGAUGAUUCUCAUGAGCCAUCAGUUGAUAAUCCGGUAGAUUCUCAUUACCUAUCAGUUGAAAAUCUUCAGUGGCUAUCGAAUCUUCCUUCCUUAAGGCACCUGGACUUGUUCGGUAUCUCUAUCAGGAACGCCGAAGGUUGGUUACACACGAUUAAAAUGCUCCCUUCUUUAAAACACUUGGGAUUGGGAAGUUGCCGACUUCCUGAUGUCCCUUCUGCUCCACAUUUUAAUCUCACUUCAAUUGAAUUUCUCGAUCUAAGCGAAAAUUAUUUUGGCUCGGUAGUUCCCAUUUGGCUUCUCAAUCUAACCUCCAUUGAGCACCUCGAUCAUUCUACCAAUUUCCUGAUUGCUUCUUCUUUCCCGAGCGAGAUCAUCAAAAAUAACAGACAGCUUGCCUUCCUUGAUCUAACCUUGAAUUUCAUGGAAGGUGAAAUAUUGGGCAAUCUCAGCAAUCUGUGUCAGUUGUCUGAGUUGAGACUGGCAUACAACAGCUUCCAUGGAGACAUUUAUAAAAUAUUAGGUGAUUCUUCUGCUUGCUUCCAUGAUACUUUGAGCAUUCUAAAUCUUGGAAACAACAAUGUCAGCGGCCAUUUGGGGAAUGAGAUCGGGUCUUUCAAGAAUUUAGAAUUCAUUGACCUGUCCAAGAACUCGGUUGAGGGUCUAAUUCCAACAACCCUGGGUCAAUUGCAGUCUCUAAAGUAUUUGAAUCUCAGAGAAAACAAACUGUCUGGUAGCAUUCCAAGAGGUAUUGGACAGCUUUCCAAUCUAUACACACUGGACGUUUCCAACAAUCACUUGAACGGAGUGGUGACUGAAGUUCACUUGGCUAACCUCACGAGCUUGACCAGAUUGGAUAUAUCAAUGAACGAGUUGGCAGUCUCUAUUAAUCCUGCAUGGACUGCUCCAUUUCAACUCAAGUACAUCGGAAUGUCGAAUUGCAGAGCCGGUCCGCAAUUCCCUACAUGGCUUCAAUCGCAGAGACAUAUUUCUGGGUUGGAUUUGUCCAAUACCAGCAUAGCCACCAUAAUUCCUUACUGGCUUUCCAAUAUUUCGUCUGUCAUUAAAUCCUUGGAUUUGUCGAAGAACAGGCUGACAGGAAACAUUCCGGGUGGAUUUGGAGAUACAAUGGCAGAACUUGAGGCAUUGUCCCUUUCUGACAAUUUCUUGAAUGGCAGCAUUCCAGAUUCUUUUUGCAAGAUGAAGGAGUUAAUCUUACUAGACCUCUCAAAUUGUUGGGUAUCCCUCCAAUUUGGAGGAAGUUGGGCUCAAAUUGUAUUGGGCUUUUAUCGGGCUUUAAUAGGCCCAAGAACCCAUUUUUGUUAGGGUUUAUUCUUCAGCAAAUCAGCUAAGGUAUAAAAGCAGCAGCAGACUGCAGUAGCAGCAGAGUGUAGACAGCAGCGGCAGAGGAGCUGCAAGCAGCAAAACAGCACAAAGAACAAAGGAAGAGCAGAGCCGAAUUCUGCUCAACAGGGGCAGCGCGCAGCUGGAGAUCAAACCUCGAUCGGGACAUCAAACGAACUCCGAUUGGGACGAAAUUUUGACAGCAGCUUCAC
Molecule: messenger RNA, 2198 nt
Organism: Punica granatum (pomegranate)
Lineage: Eukaryota; Viridiplantae; Streptophyta; Magnoliopsida; Myrtales; Lythraceae
Source: RefSeq, a predicted model, not a curated record